UGAGAAUUUAGGACGUUUUUUUUUAUCUCGCUCUCUUACUGGUGGUGAUUAACGUUGAAGGACGCCUAGCAGCACUUUGUGCAGCCAGCCGCUCCCUAUGCCCGUGGACCCGUAGUCCUUAUCCACCUCAGUGCUCAAGUGGAAGUCCUCCUAGCCGGAUGAGAGACGGGUCCAGGCACGUUCACAACGCAGAUAACUAAAAAAGACAACGGGAAUAGAGGAGCCUCUUUUCAACUGAAGGGAUAUUCCCGGGAUUCUUCACUUUCCUCCAGAGUGGAUUAAGGAACAACAUUUCCAAUUCAGAGGGGGGAUUGCUGAUUCCAAAAUGGAGGUGAAGACGUCACUUCUAGACAACAUGAUAGGGGUGGGGGACAUGGUCCUGCUAGAACCCCUCAACGAAGACUCCUUCAUCGAGAACCUGAGAAAACGCUUCGACCACAAUGAGAUCUACACAUACAUCGGCAGUGUGGUGAUCUCCAUGAACCCAUACAGGUCUCUGCCUAUCUUCACACCAGAGAAGGUGGAGGAGUAUCGCAACAGGAACUUCUACGAGCUCAGCCCACACAUGUGAGUCCCUGGCCUAGGUCCUUCCUCCACCCGGUCUUUG
This is a messenger RNA of Salvelinus sp. IW2-2015, 607 nucleotides long. The record is from RefSeq and is a predicted model, not a curated record. NCBI's taxonomy places the organism in Eukaryota, Metazoa, Chordata, Actinopteri, Salmoniformes, Salmonidae.